AUGGCUGGCUUGAGGGUAGAUUUUGGCUUGCUCCUGGAACCUCUGGGCUUCAUUAAGGUCCUCGAGUGGAUUUUUUCUAUCUUUGUUUUUGCCACAUGUGGAAGCUUUCAAGGUGAAACUACCCUUGUGGUUUCCUGCAAAGGUGUGGUAAACAAAACUGUUACAGCUGCUUUUGCUUACCCAUUCAGAUUGAAUACUGUUGCAUUUAGUGCACCAGACCCAGAAGGCUGUGGUGGUGCUUGGACUGACAUCUAUCUUGUGGGCAACUUCUCCUCUUCGGCCCAGUUCUUUGUUACGCUUGCAGUGUUGGUAUUCCUCUACUGCAUUGCUGCCCUUGGGGUAUAUAUUGGAUAUAAGCAUGUGUAUCAGCAAAAUAGCAAGUUUCCACUGACUGAUUUGGCUAUCACUGUCAUAACAGCUUUUCUGUGGAUGGUCGGUACUUUUGCUUGGGCAAAAGCACUUGCUAACAUCAAAAUGGCAACAGGGGCCAGCAUGAUUCCAGGAAUUGAAACUUGCAAAGCACCAGGAAUAACUUGUCGUCUUGCUUCUGUGACUAGCAUGAAAACUCUGAAUGUGUCUGUGGUGUUUGGCUUGCUUAAUAUGAUUUUAUGGGCAGGAAACAUUUGGUUUAUAUACAAGGACACCAACCUGUUCAACAAAUCAAACAUAAUUUCUCAAAGUCCAGCAAUGUAUUCAGCUCGAAGAAUAUAA
This is a messenger RNA of Colius striatus (speckled mousebird), 711 nucleotides long. It is a transcript of the gene SYPL1, whose product is annotated as synaptophysin like 1. Gene Ontology annotation, cellular component: synaptic vesicle membrane; synaptic vesicle. The record is from RefSeq and is a predicted model, not a curated record. Lineage: Eukaryota; Metazoa; Chordata; Aves; Coliiformes; Coliidae. The transcript is spliced from 5 exons. Bases 1 to 711 code for a protein of 236 amino acids.